AUGGGUUCUGAAGAAGAGGAGAGACUGAAGUUCAUGGAGACAGUGAGGUCAACGCUAGAGGAGGUGAAGGCUCAUCGAUGCUCCAACGAGGAUCUGUUAGUCGCACAGCACAAGAAGAUCCAAGGAAUGGAAGCAGAGCUUCAGCGAGUCCAGGCUCUCCUCGAUGCAGAGAGAGAUCAGUCUAGGAGUCUACGAGCAGCCUUGGGGCUCAUGCGCGACAGACAAGCUGCUGUGCGAGGGGAGGUGACAGAGUUGAAAGAUCGGCUCAUCUCCAUCUUUCAAGCAUCGGACCUCAACGACAUGAAACGACUGAUUAGUGAACGACAGGACUCUCGAGCGCGGAGUGAGGUAGUAGAGUUGCGACCAGAAGAGGACAAGGAAGAAUUCGAGACGGACUCAGACACAGAGAAACAGAUACACCGUGAGGUAGACAGUCUGUCAAGAGAGGUUUCCUGUGUUUCUCGAAACCUAUCAGCGUUAAUGCUGCCUUCCCUCACUGCGACUGAAAAGCUCUCGGCAUUGCUCGUGAGCAUGCGAAUCAAGGGGAGGCAGUGCUGUGCCAUGGCAGCAUCGAUAUAUGAUCACAUAAACACUGUGACAGAAAACAGCCUCCAUCAGGAACUCGCGGAUGAAGCUUGUGAGGGGGAACAGCAGGAAGACGGAGGGGCUGGAGGUGUUGGAGGGUCAGAAGUUAAGUCACUUCAUUCCUCCUUCAACCUCUGGCGGAUGUUUGCAGUUUGGGAGCCAAGGAGGAGGAAUCAGAACCGUAUCUUGAUGCUCAGAAGCAGCUCCAAGAGGUCCCUUGCUCAAUCUAUCUUCACCUGGAACGAGUACGCCACCAGACGCAAGGUAUUCUACAGCCGUGAGUCCGUUAUCAAGAGGAACCAGAGGAAGUCUCUGAUGAGGAAGUGCUUCAGUGCCAUUGAAAGUUGCUCCUCUUCUCAGCUGCUCGAUCCCUCAGGGCCAGCAAGAGAGGGAUGCGGCGAAGAGCUUCAGUUGGCAUCUGUUGACCUCGCUGGGGGAGAUCUUGACGGAGCUCUGUGCAUUUGA
Molecule: messenger RNA, 1050 nt
Organism: Guillardia theta CCMP2712
Lineage: Eukaryota; Cryptophyceae; Pyrenomonadales; Geminigeraceae
Exons: 2
Coding region: 1-1050 (349 amino acids)
Source: RefSeq, a predicted model, not a curated record